This is a messenger RNA of Paraglomus occultum, 810 nucleotides long. The record is from the annotation of a GenBank genome assembly. NCBI's taxonomy places the organism in Eukaryota, Fungi, Glomeromycota, Glomeromycetes, Paraglomerales, Paraglomeraceae.
AUGCCCGUUAAAACGUUAGACGAUGAGGCAGAUAUUAAAACUUAUAUUAGCAGCGAUAAAUUGACUGUGCUCGAGUGUAUUGCCACCCAUUGCUCAUAUUGCAAAGCCAUAGCACCUCGCAUUGAUGAGCUAUCCAAGCAAUAUCCUGAUAUAAAUUUUAUUAGCAUUGAUCUUGAUAAAUUGCUCCCAACAAACCUCUCCUUCACUCCAUCUGCUACGCCUACCUUUGCAUUUUACCGUAAUUCAGUCCUUCUUUCCACUAUCAACGCUGCGUCUCUACCUACCAAUGACUCCAACUCAACCUCCACACAGCCAGCUCUACUGCCUUCAGUACAAUCACUUAUAUCAUUAUUUUCACAAAAGAGAAAGGAAGUUUAUAACAAGUUAACAGAGGAACUUGCAUUUUCCGAACAAAUUGCAGCACAAGACUUGCAAAAGCUAGCUAGCACGGGAAUAAAAAGUGUAUUGGAUUUGUGUCCCGAAGGAGGAAAAGGUUAUGUUUCUGAUGAGAAGAAACUUUUGAGUGCAGAAGGAAUACUAUAUGCAAACUUUCCCAUUGACUCACCUACUGCAAUCACUCACCUUACAAUGAAGAAACUUGAACCUCAUCUUAAGUCCCUUUCUAAACCUUUGUUAAUCCAUUCACCUGCUGGACUCUCAGCAGCAAUAGUGUCACUGUCUUACACGGCAAAAGAAUACGGCUGUGGAAUAGAAGAAAUUACAAUGUGGGCAAGAGAUUUUGGAUAUGACCUUGAAGGAUUACCUGAAGUCAUGAGAUUUUUGCAGAAUUACGUCAAGGUAUCUGAAUGA